Molecule: messenger RNA, 2232 nt
Organism: Coregonus clupeaformis (lake whitefish)
Lineage: Eukaryota; Metazoa; Chordata; Actinopteri; Salmoniformes; Salmonidae
Product: ATP synthase subunit alpha, mitochondrial
Exons: 11
Coding region: 92-1753 (553 amino acids)
Biological process (GO): proton motive force-driven ATP synthesis; proton transmembrane transport
Molecular function (GO): ADP binding; ATP binding; proton-transporting ATP synthase activity, rotational mechanism
Source: RefSeq, a predicted model, not a curated record
UUUAGGUCAUUCGCAUACGUAGGACACCCUCUAAGUACAACUAGUUGGUCUUUGCAGGUGGUGGAGGACAAGUCACAUUCGCCCAUUAGAGAUGUUAUCCGUGCGAGUUGCAGCGGCUCUGGCCAGAAGCCUGCCCAGACAGGCUGGAUUUGUGGCCAAGAAUGUUGCCGCCGCCACCAGCGUAGGAGUGAAUCACCUCCACACACAUAGACCAUGUCUUGCUGCAAAGACUGGCACGGCUGAGGUGUCCUCAAUCUUGGAGGAGAAGAUCCUGGGUGCUGACACCAGUGCUGCUCUGGAGGAGACUGGCCGUGUGCUCUCCAUCGGUGAUGGUAUUGCCAGAGUGUACGGUCUCAGGAAUGUUCAGGCUGAGGAGAUGGUGGAGUUCUCCUCUGGACUCAAGGGUAUGUCUCUGAACUUGGAGCCUGACAAUGUUGGUGUUGUGGUGUUCGGUAAUGACAAGCUGAUCAAAGAGGGCGACAUCGUGAAGAGGACUGGUGCCAUCGUGGACGUGCCAGUUGGUGAGGAGCUGCUGGGUCGCGUGGUGGAUGCUUUGGGCAAUGCCAUCGAUGGAAAGGGUCCUCUUGGAUCUAGCAUCCGUAGGCGUGUGGGUCUGAAGGCCCCUGGCAUCAUCCCCCGUAUCUCUGUGAAGGAACCUAUGCAGACUGGCAUCAAGGCCGUGGACAGCCUGGUGCCCAUUGGCCGUGGCCAGCGUGAGCUGAUCAUCGGUGACAGACAGACUGGCAAAACCGCUAUUGCCAUUGACACCAUCAUCAACCAGCGACGUUUCAACGAAGGCAAAGAUGAGAAGAAGAAGCUUUACUGUAUCUACGUUGCCAUUGGCCAGAAGAGAUCCACUGUGGCCCAGCUGGUGAAGAGGUUGACUGAUGCUGAUGCUAUGAAGUACACCAUUGUGGUUUCUGCUACAGCCUCUGAUGCUGCUCCCCUGCAGUACUUGGCCCCCUACUCUGGCUGCUCCAUGGGAGAGUUCUUCAGAGACAAUGGCAAGCACGGCCUCAUCAUCUAUGAUGAUUUGUCCAAGCAGGCUGUAGCCUACCGUCAGAUGUCCCUGCUGCUGCGUCGUCCCCCCGGUCGUGAGGCUUACCCCGGUGAUGUGUUCUACCUGCACUCCCGUCUGCUGGAGAGGGCCGCCAAGAUGCACGACAACUUUGGCGGCGGCUCCCUGACCGCUCUGCCCGUCAUUGAGACCCAGGCCGGAGACGUGUCUGCCUACAUCCCCACCAACGUCAUCUCAAUCACUGAUGGACAGAUCUUCUUGGAGACUGAGUUGUUCUACAAAGGUAUCCGCCCAGCCAUCAACGUGGGUCUGUCUGUGUCCAGAGUUGGAUCCGCUGCCCAGACCAAGGCCAUGAAGCAGGUGGCCGGUACCAUGAAGCUGGAGCUGGCCCAGUACCGUGAGGUGGCUGCCUUCGCCCAGUUCGGCUCUGACCUGGACGCUGCCACCCAGCAGCUGCUCAACAGGGGCGUCCGUCUCACCGAGCUGCUCAAGCAGGGACAGUACUGCCCAAUGGCCAUUGAGGAGCAGGUGACUGUCAUCUACGCCGGUGUCAGAGGUUACUUGGACAAGCUGGACCCUUCCAAGAUCACAAAGUUUGAGAAGGCCUUCCUUGGGCACGUCCUCAGCCAGCACCAGGACCUGCUCACCACCAUCAGGACCGAUGGCAUGAUCUCACCGACAUCUGAUGCCAAACUGAAGGAGAUUGUGUUGACCUUCCUGGCCAGCUUUGAGUAAUGUGUGAAACUGCUCCUGGUCCUUCAGUGUGCUACCUGUCUCGGUCCCCAUUGUCCUAAUAUUAUAUGUGAACUACUGAAGGCCAGAACCUCCAUGUACAGAUUUCUCCUAAGAAUAAAUAACAUUUUACAACCCUAGAGAGCUGUGGUGAAAUGUGACUUUAUGGUAAGGUGUGCAGGUCCAGCAGAUUUUCCACUUGGAAGGGUAUAAAUUAUCACUUGAAUUCCUGUAUUAUGUUCUAAUGCAGUAAUGUUUCACCACUGUGGAUCUUUAUAUAGUCAAACUACCCUAAAUACAGUUUCUUAACUUCGUUCAUGAAAUUCACUUCCAUCUUGUCAGAAUAAAAACGUGGUUUCAAAAUAUAUUGAUUAACAGGACAUGGAUUGUCAUUUUUGCCCCUCAAGGAAAAAUGCAGCGCUUUCAGUCAAGCAUGGCGCAUUUCAGAUUUGAUUCAAAUAAAUGUAUAUUUAAAUACCGUU